AUGCCUCCAGCGCGUAUUGCCCCGUCAAGUUCGAAAGGCAAGUCGAAGGGCGCGUUUCCGAGCCACGGCCGCCUUGCCCGGAAGCCGCUCGCGCCCGUAGAGCUAAAUCCACUCUCGUAUGACCGCACGGACCCGUUCACCGCGCUCAAUGCGAUGCGCACCGUCCUCGCCGCGCUCCCGACGCGCCAGCUGCGCCUCACCGUGGAGGAACACGCACUCGUGAUGCGCCUCCUUGCGAUCGUGGAGCCGUUCGUCGGGCCUGCGCCCGCGCGUCGCGCGUUGACGCGUCUGCCGACGGAGAUUCUCGACGCAGUCGCGUUCUGCGUCGACGACAAGCGCGAUCUUCUCGCGCUCGCGCUCACGUGCCGCCGCAUGUACUCGGUCGUCUUCCCGCGGCACUACGACUACCGCAUCAUCAAGUGCAAGGUCAGCUCGCUGAGGGUGUGGAACCACCUGAUCGUACGGCGGGGGCUUGCGCGCAAUGUGCGCCAGCUCGAGGUGCUGGACGAGCGAAGCACGGAGCCCGAGACUAUCCCCUGCGACAUCGAGACAUCGGACACUGACUUGGAAUCCUCGGACGACGAGCUAGAGAUGCACGCGAAGCAGGAGCGCUACCUUGCCGCUGCAUUGGCAAGGAUGACGGCGCUGGUCUCGUUCACCUGGUCGUGCUCCCAUUUGCCUAUCUCGGUCGAAUCACUCUGGCCGAUUCUGAUGAAAUGCCAGACUCUGCAGCAGGUCACUGUUAACGACAAUCUGGUGUUCUCACCCGAUAAUGAUGAUGAGAGUAGCGCCGCGCGCAAGAAACGCCAAGUAGUCGUAAGCCCUGAUUUUGAGCAGGUCUCGACGAUCUGUGUUAACAAUGCGAUAGUUUCCUGCAUUGCGGGCCGUGAUGCAUCUGCUGCUAUCGCGCCCGCGAGCGUCCAGAUGUUUUGCUUACGCGGGCACCGACAGUCCCUGAAAAUCGACUACACGUCUCGCCGCGGCCCGGGCUUCUCCAGCCCCAUCUUAGAUGACUUUCUACUGUGCGGACGCUGGCCGAACCUGCGCACACUUGCCUUGACCAACCUCCGCUGCUCGCCGCAGGCAGGCUUCGACGCCACGAUGGGCUUCCUCCUCGCACACCCGCAGCUCGAGGUCCUGUACUUGGACGUCGCAUUCGGUGCAGGGUCUCCGUAUGUGUUCCCGCCUGGCUGUAUACCGCGCCUGCGUGAGCUCCGUUGUGGUCGCGACAUCGCAGGCGCGCUUCUCGCAUGCCCAGGUGGCCUGGACGGGCGGCCCCUCGACGUGAUUGGCGGUAUGCGCCUAAGUGGAUCGAUGCGCGACACGUCGUUCUUGUAUGCGCUCAAGCAAUACGGGAAGAGCGUGCGGCGGAUCGAGCUCGCGGGCUGGACCGACAUGGAUGACAUCCGGCAGCUCGCGGAGAGUGCGCCGCAGCUCACCUGGCUAGACGUGGGCCGGCGGACCACGUCGGCACAUGCAGCGAAGCCGGCGUCGGCCACCACGACGAACGUAGCAGAGUGGGCCGCCAUCCUCGCGCAGCUGCCGCAACUCACGACGUUCCACGGAGUGCGCUUCUUCUACGAAGUCGCGCAAGGCAGCGGUGCCACGCUGUCCGUGCCGCUUACGUUGUCCGAGCGCAGCCGCAUGCGCCGGAAUGACGAGAUAGCGUCGCUGCUCGCGUGGAAGUGCACGAAGCUGCGGCGCCUAGAUCACUGGGAGGAGGGCUCUGGUAGAGUUGUCGUGCUCUUGCGGGACGGAGACAAGGUCCGAUAUGAGGUUAGACGGGUCAAGACGUAG
Molecule: messenger RNA, 1797 nt
Organism: Postia placenta MAD-698-R-SB12
Lineage: Eukaryota; Fungi; Basidiomycota; Agaricomycetes; Polyporales; Adustoporiaceae
Exons: 3
Coding region: 1-1797 (598 amino acids)
Molecular function (GO): protein binding
Source: RefSeq, a predicted model, not a curated record